Oryzias melastigma (Indian medaka) is the source of this 3183-nucleotide messenger RNA. RefSeq names its product kinesin-like protein KIF2A. Bases 130 to 2238 code for a protein of 702 amino acids. The record is from RefSeq and is a predicted model, not a curated record. The transcript is spliced from 20 exons. Gene Ontology annotation, molecular function: ATP binding; microtubule binding; microtubule motor activity. Lineage: Eukaryota; Metazoa; Chordata; Actinopteri; Beloniformes; Adrianichthyidae. Gene Ontology annotation, biological process: microtubule-based movement.
UCCGGAAACACUUUCUUGCAGCAACCACAUUCGGUUGCCUGCUUCUUCCUCUCAAACCAAAGAGGCUGCACUUAGCCGGCUUAUAAUAAGUCCCUUGUCCUGCAUUUGUUUUUAUUUAAGCGAUGUAGGAUGGCGGCAGCUUUUGGAAAGAUAGUCGUUGGUACGUACGUGGAGAUAAAGCGGAGUGAUGGACGUAUACACCAAGCAAUGGUGACAUCCAUGAAUGAAGACAAUGAAAGCGUUACAGUGGAGUGGAUAGAAAAUGGAGACACAAAAGGAAAAGAGAUUGACUUGGAGAGUAUUUUUGCACUUAAUCCAGAUGUAGCCCCUGAUGAGGAGAUUGCACCGAGUCCAGAGACUCCACCGGCUCCCACGCCAUUAGCAAAAGUCAACAGAAUUGCAAAGAACCGAAGGACAAUAGCACCAAGUAAAAAUGAUACUCCGUCCAAAGACAAUAGAGCUAUUUCAACUCGAGCAAGACCUCCACCACCUCAGCAGCCAGAGCCGGCUCCACCUCCUCCAGCACCACAGCCAGCGCUGCCUACUCAAGCCCAAACGCAACAGCAACUACAGAACGCGAGGAGGAAGUCCAACUGCGUGAAGGAAGUGGAGAAAUUGCAGGAGAAACGAGAACGGCGGCGACUUCAGCAGCAGGAGCUCAGAGAGAAACGAGCUCAGGAAGUGGAUACCACCAUCCCCAACUAUGAGAUCCUGUACAUGAUUCGAGAUUUCCGAGCUAGUCUGGACUACCGGCCACUUACUACUGCAGAUGUGAUCGAAGAGCACAGGAUAUGCGUUUGUGUCCGAAAACGCCCGCUGAACAAAAAGGAGCUGACCAUGAAAGACCUGGACGUGAUCACCAUUCCAAGUAAAGACGUGGUGAUGGUUCAUGAGCCGAAGCAGAAAGUGGACCUGACUCGGUACCUGGAGAACCAGACCUUUCGAUUUGACUACGCGUUCGAUGACAGCACAACCAACGAGAUGGUUUACAGGUUCACUGCCCGACCUUUAGUGGAGACCAUUUUUGAGAGGGGAAUGGCCACCUGCUUCGCUUAUGGGCAGACGGGCAGCGGUAAAACACAUACUAUGGGUGGAGAUUUCUCUGGGAAGAACCAAGACUGCUCUAAGGGCAUUUAUGCUUUAGCCGGUAAGGAAAUGNNUCUAAUGAUAAAGAAACCGAACUAUAAGAAAUUAGAUCUUCAAGUGUAUGCGACCUACUUUGAAAUCUAUAGUGGAAAGGUGUUUGACCUGUUGAAUCGUAAAGCUAAGCUGAGGGUGCUGGAGGACGGCAAGCAGCAAGUGCAGGUUGUGGGGCUUCAGGAGAAAGAAGUGAAAGGCACAGAGGACGUCCUCAAACUCAUUGAAGUAGGAAACAGCUGCAGAACUUCGGGACAGACGUCAGCGAAUGCUCACUCAUCCCGCAGUCACGCCGUGUUCCAGAUCAUUCUUCGUAGGAAGGGGAAGAUGCACGGGAAGUUCUCGCUCAUAGAUCUGGCGGGUAAUGAGAGGGGGGCAGACACUUCAAGCGCAGACCGGCAGACUCGCCUUGAAGGAGCCGAGAUCAACAAAAGCCUGCUGGCUCUGAAGGAAUGCAUCAGGGCUCUCGGUCGUAACAAGCCCCACACGCCAUUCAGGGCCAGCAAGCUCACCCAAGUCCUGAGAGACUCCUUCAUUGGUGAAAAUUCCCGCACAUGCAUGAUUGCAACAAUUUCUCCUGGCAUGACAUCCUGUGAGAAUACACUAAACACACUACGCUAUGCUAACAGGGUGAAGGAACUAACAAUUGACCCUAACCAAGUCAUUGAUGGAGGGCGACCAAACAUCAACGCUGUCAACCAGGUGGAUCUCCUGGACGAGGAGUGGCUGAGCAUCUCUCCACAGAGAGAUGACCUCAAAUUGCUCUGUGAGCAGAAUGAGGAGGAGGUGUCUCCCCAACUCUUCACCUUCCAUGAGGCUGUGUCUCAGCUGGUGGAGAUGGAGGAGCAAGUUCUGGAGGACCACAGAGCGGUUUUCCAGGAGUCUAUCCGGUGGUUAGAAGAUGAGAAGAUGCUGCUAGAGAUGACGGAGGAGGUGGAUUAUGACGUGGAGUCGUAUGCCACACAGCUGGAGCAGAUCCUAGAUCAGAAGAUAGACAUUCUUAUUGAACUUAGAGAUAAAGUGAAGUCUUUCCGCUCUGCACUCCAGGAGGAGGAGCAAGCCAGUAAGCAGAUCAACCCCAAAAGGCCACGUGCUCUUUAGAGGCUGAAGACUUUGGCACACGCAGAAACAUAACCACUCGGUGUUUGGCCCAACUGUAGCCGUCACUAACAGCUGUGAAGACACAAAACGAAAACGCUCCGUUUAAAAGCAGGAUUACUAAAUUGCAUUUGUUCUAAUUCCCUCUUAACCGAACUGGUUCUACACCUGGUUUGGCCUUUUUGAAGUUUUGUUUGAUUUUCUUCCAUUUUUAGAAGAUUCUUUUUUUUUCACAUGAAGAAGUUAAAUGUUCUUUUCCAUUUUCUUAAAUUAUUUUCUAUUUUUAGUCGAAUGUUUUUCAUCUGGACUAAAAAAAAAUGAACUUUUUGGCGUCUGUCAAACAAACCCAGUAUUUUGCUUCCAGGUUUCUGUUGCUGACAUCUCUGCAUGUACCCUGUGAAACCAUUAGUGCACCACCGCUUAGAGGUUCUCAGUUGGAUCUGUGAAAACAUAUUGUAGAUGAACUCUCCUCAUUUCCAGUUUGGCAGAACCACUUUGUUCUUCCUUUGUGUUUCCUUCCUCCAGUCUUGAUGUGUUUUUUUACAUGUAGUUUGCGUUUUUUUCCUUUGUGCCAUGACGUUUUAUAUGGCAAAGUAUUUAAAAGCUCCUACUUCAUGUUAAACAUGUUUCUUCACUUUUCAUUCCAUUGUUAUAAAAAAGAAAACUAGCAAAACUAUGAAUAAAUGUAUAGUGAAGGCCACAGAGCUACCAUUGUUUUGUGUUUGCACCGAUUUACAGCUGGAUGAAGGACUUCUUCAGAGAGAAGUCAUCCAAAAUAAACCAGUAACUGUCACCUGAAAGCCGACUCUGAAGGCUGAACGGCUCACGCCGCCAUCUGAAAUCAACCUGUUCCCUGCAUUUUUGCAUUGUUUUGCAAAAUGUAUGCAUGAAAUAAUCUGAUCAUAUUUAAUGAUUCAUUAUAAUAAAAGGAAAUGGAUUCUCUAUUGA